Amblyraja radiata (thorny skate) is the source of this 10491-nucleotide messenger RNA. RefSeq lists its product as uncharacterized. The record is from RefSeq and is a predicted model, not a curated record. Gene Ontology annotation, molecular function: protein dimerization activity; DNA-binding transcription factor activity, RNA polymerase II-specific; RNA polymerase II cis-regulatory region sequence-specific DNA binding. Gene Ontology annotation, cellular component: chromatin; nucleus. The coding region runs from base 596 to 7543 and encodes 2315 amino acids. The transcript is spliced from 28 exons. Lineage: Eukaryota; Metazoa; Chordata; Chondrichthyes; Rajiformes; Rajidae. Gene Ontology annotation, biological process: regulation of transcription by RNA polymerase II; cell fate specification; positive regulation of DNA-templated transcription.
CCGCACCCAGUCCACUCCAGACCCAGACCGCCAGACACGGAGCACGGCCCUGUACAGCAGGGCCCCGGCCCGACCGCCUCCCACAAUGGAGAAAUGGAGAGCAAUCACAUGUCCGGCUACUCCCAGCGGUUCGCUCCCCAUUGUCUCCCCGUCUCCCUCGGGGGAGGGUUUUCUUUGAACGAUCUACCUCCCAGCUCUUCUAUUUUAACCGGCCAAAAAAAUCACAGUCAAAGCCCGCUGCAGAACCGGUCCAUGUGAAGUUGGCUGCCGCGAAUCCAGCGCGUAAAUUGCACCAUUUAUUUUCCCCUUCCCCCCCCCCCCUCCUCCUCCUCCUCGCUGCCCGCUUUAUUAAUCGGAGUUCUCGCCGCUUUCACUUCUAGGAUGCCUAUGCCGAGUCGAGUGUGGAGCAGCCGCCUGACUCUCGGCGAUGGCUGACGGCGGCCAGGAGCUGCCGGCCUUCUCCCGCCCCCCUUCCUGCUCCAUGGCCGUGCAUUGAUUGAGGCGUCGCUGCGAACUGCAGGCUGCCUGCCCAACGGAUUGCAAGCGCAUACCUCUUGUCGUGUAUCCACACACGUACACACACACACACUUCGCCAUGGACGGGAAAAAAAUUGAUGACAUCGCCCCCGGCCGUCUUCGCCGCCUUGAAGACAACAAUGGCGUGAUGAAGUCUCCUCCAUCCUGCCUCAAGUCCGGGAACGUCAAGGUCUAUCUGAAAAAGUGGAGCAUCUGGGACAAAUUUUACAACUUGGGUACCGAGAUGAGAAUGUCCAAACGGGGAAGGUUUAUGUUUCCAUACUGUGAAUAUUCAGUCUCCGGGCUGGAUCCCGAGAAAAAGUACAUCAUGGCAAUGGAUAUCUCUCCAGUGGACAGCUACCGCUACAGAUACAAUGGAUGCAAAUGGCAGAUAAAUGGGAAAGCAACCCCACAUGUAAUGGGGAGGCUUUAUUUCCAUCCAAAUGGGAGUGUUUCUGGAAAAGAAUGGAUGCUUAAGACGUUGUCUUUUGCCAAACUCAGAUUGACCAAUUGCCCUACAGCAGAAGAAGGCAAUGCAAUCCUUCAUUCAAUGCAUCGAUACAUCCCCCAAUUCCACAUUAUUGUAACUGAUGGAAUCAUUGAGAAGCUAAACCUGAAUGAUCCCCGUGUCUACACAUUUGUCUUUCAACAAACUGAGUUCUUUGCUGUGACAAAGUAUGAAAAUAAAUUUAUCAGGCAGCUAAAACACUUCUAUAAUCCCUAUGGCACUGCACUACGUGACCUAAAGACCUCCAAACAGGAUGGUGUGAAUAGCCGAAAGGCUAGGAAGCGAUGUGAAAAGAAGUCUUUCCUCAAUGUAGUAAAAAUACACGAUACCACAAAUAAUAAUGAGGAGUCUGAGCAGAAACUGAAGGCAAUUAUUCCCCUAAAGGAUGGUGCAGGAAAAACCCAAGAAUGUACAAAUAACCAAGGACUUAUGAAACAAAUGAGAAAAAUUCCACCUGUAGAAAAUGUACUUCAAAUAAAACAGUCAUUCAGUUUUGAAGAUUCUCAGGACAGGAUAGCGGAGAUUGAAAAUCUUGAACAGAAACUACGGGAUGAGCUGAUAUGGAAUGGAUCACAUGAAAUACUGCAUCCAGUUUUACAAAAAUCUGGCAUAAAACUAAGUGGCCUUCAGAUCACCGAAUGGCUAAACUUGAAACAUUUAGGACAUGCUUUGUAUCAUGGACACUCUGUUACCAGUUCUGAGCAGAAUGCUGAAUUGAAUUAUUCCUCCUUUUCUGGAGCUGAGUCACAUGGAAUGCGGGAAUCCGGAAUUCCAUUUAUCUCCCGGACAGGAAAAACCAAUGAUCUCACCAAGAUUAAGGGUUGGAAGAACAAAUUUAAUCUGCAGCCAGGGUCACCUGAUGACAAACCAAACCCAUUACCUUCAAGCGCCACCACUACAGUUAUUAAAAAUAGAUCAGCAUUUGUUAGUGAUCUGCUGGAUGAAUACCUGGAAAAAGAAGGGAAGAUUAUUGAACAGCAAUCUCUGCUGUAUGACUACGAGAUGCCUGAGAUUGGUUGUCGUACUCCGAACCUCUUUGAUUCACCAUGUAGUAUUCAACAAAACCUUAUUACUCAUUCACCUGACUUGGCUCUGCCACCAAAAAACAAAUCUGCACAUUUGGAAAUGCCACCUGUGCUGGAGAAACACUUCAGCGUUACAAACAAAGGGAUAUUCAUCAGAGAUGUACAAAGCAACAGCGUGCGUGGGAAAAAAAGGCGUAAAAAGCAUAACAGCAGCUCUGUGGCUAAAAGGUCAAAAAUACCCAAUCAAAAUAAAAAUGCGCCAAAACUAUCGAUUAAAGAUGACCCGACUCAAUUUCAUGUCACAGCCCCACAAAAGAAACAAAUGAAACCAAAUCCAGCAAACCUUAAGGUCGUGCAUGUGUCAUCAAAAACCAAAGGUGGAAAGAAAUCUAGUAUUUCAGGAAGUCAAAAUGAAGCCACAUACAUUUCAGAUGAUAAAAAUGUAGAGCGAGAAGAAAGGUGUAAGCAGCUACCAUUGACGCCAAACAAACCACCUGACUCUAAAACAGUUGAGAUAAUAUCCUACUGUGCAUGGAACGAAAGUCGUGUUAAGAUAAUUAAGCUGAUCGCAGAAUGUGCAAUGGCUAAAAAACUUCCCUGUACACAGCGGUUAGACAAAUAUGAAAUUCACGUGGAAAAAAGGGAAGGGACUUUGUCGUUUUCCCCUAAGAAGCAGGUUGAUUUGAGAGCAACCAUCCAGAAUUUCUCUGACUUGGAAUGUGUAUAUGACAAGCCAAUGGUGCAAACUAUGGUGAUUGAAGCUGUGGUUGGCAAAUCUGCUUUUAAAACAAAACUGAAUCAUUUAAUAUCCAAGGCUUCCAAGAAUAAUUCCAACCAACCACCCGUCGAACAGAUUAGUUCACCAGUUCAUGUUGUGAUGGAUGUAGAAAAAAAUUCAUCGUCACCCGUAAAGUCCUCUGGUGUAACCAGUUGCACUGCCUCCCCACCCAAUAGCGUGACUAAAGAUAAAGCUCAAUCACUUCCCGUGUCGAUAGACCAGAAAAAGGAAGAUGUAAUCACUGCAACUACUGACGCUAUGGUGAAAAAUGUUCCCAAAGCCCCCACCCCUUCUAGUAAAUCUGCCGUCACUACAUUCCAGAAAAUUGGGGCUUUGAGUAAAGUGAUAACCAGAACAACUCUAACACCUACUUCAAGCUGCUUUGUGAAUCCUGUUGUAUCACAAAAUAAAACUGAAACCUCAUCCACUCCAAUCCGUUACCUUUUGUGUAAGACCAAUUCUUCUGGAUUGUCUUUAGGACCAACUGACUCUCUUGAUCAAGAUGGCCGACAGUGCUCCGUCGCCCUCCCAAGCACCUUGAAGCUACAGCCAGGAGAAAAUCUAAUGCUUCGGCCUGUUAAGUCUGCAGAUGGCCGACAGUUAUAUAAACACUCCAGUGGGAAAGUAUUCCAACUAGUUUACACCAAGCCUCCAGGACGAGUCCCAGUUCAACAGCCUGACAACCCUCAAUCAUCCAUUCUAGGAAGCUCUCCACCGGUCGAUGUGCUUGCACCUUCUACUGCUGCUGUCAAAGGUGAUGGUAACACUCCUCGUUGCAAAACAGCUGCUACAAGUUCCGAAUCGUACACUAAAAACAGUGUGGAAAGCAGUGCUGGGACAGGUUUAUCCACCUCUUUAUCUCCGUGUGACGUUGUCACCCAUGAUGGAGUACCGCCACAAAUUCAGAGUAGCUCUAAAGCUUGGAAUAUGGUGGAUGAAGUUUCCUCACUCCAAUCACUACAUCCCUUUCCAGAAGACACCACAACAGAGGUCAAACAACACAACAGACCACAUACUAUCAUUCCGAGGGCUGAUUGCCAGUCCAAACCAAAUAGUGAUGAAUUAAACAAUGAUACACCUGACUUAAAAAUGGAAAUUGAUCCAUUGAAAUUACCUGAGCCAGAAGAAUACAAUGAAAGCCCUGGUACUGUCGAAGGUUUUCCUAUGAAAAAUAGAGGCAUUACUGUCACUGGAACGUACGAAACAAAAUGGGCACCUGAGAUUGAGGAGCAUCACAAAACGACUGAUCACGCAUUACAAUUUAAAUGUGACCUUGAUGUCCACAACUCCAGAAAAACUCUCGUUAAGAUGGAGAAGGAGGUGUCGGAAAUAAAUUCCUCUGAGCUGGUUGAUCCUGACAGUUCUGAAAUAUGUGCCGUGACGGUAAAAGAGGAACCUUUGAAUGAAGAGGAAGGCAAUAGUUUUACCACGUUAAGAGAAGAUACGUUUAGAAGCUCCAAGCUCUGGAACCGAUCAUUCAAUUUAAAUACAGAAGCUGUGACUGAGGCAGAAUUGGGGGUAGAGACUCAUUCCAAUAGUAGAAGUAGAGUUGGAUUUGGAAAUCUGAUGUCCAAAUCAGCGAUACCACGAAAUUCAUCAACUGACAGUAAACUGGAUGUGCCACACAGGGGAUAUUUCCAGCCUUCGCAAUCGUCCAGCCACUCCACUCAAAGAAAGGCAUUUGAGUCCUCUGUAUUCUGUCAAGCUCGUAAGAAGGCAAUAUUACACAACAUGAGAGAACGAGAGUCCCGUAGGAUGAUGGAAAAUCGCUUUAAAAUACUAAAGAACAAGCUUUUUGAUGACCGGCAAAUUGCAUCAAAGGGUACAAUCCUUGAUGAGGCUGUUGAUGUAAUCACUAACUUGGAUAGACAGUCUACAAAUCUAACAAUGGAGAAGCAACUACUUCUGGGGAAACAAAAGAUCUUGAUGGAAAAGAUUUCCCUUUUAUCUGAAAUGGAACCAAUUGUAACACAAGGCAACACUGAAGCUGGUGAAAUAAUUGAAACUGGAGAGGCUGUGAGUUUCUCAAGUGAGAGAGAUUCCUCUUCUCAGAAUUCCUUCGGGAUGAAAUGGUACUCGGAAGGUGGUCCUUUGGAGGUCAUGCCUGAUCAUAGAGAAGAUAGUGGGGUAACUUAUGAGACUAAUUCAGCCAGCUCUGACGAUAUAGUUGCAGUUAAGGUUGGCGACUAUUUAAGUGAGAAGUAUAACAGUCAACUGGACUACCCUGCUGGUACUAACACCUUUUCAGUGAAAGAAGAGGACAUUAAUAACGAGGAAUGCUCCGCCUUCAAUUCACUAAAGGAACACUGUUUUGGAAGCUCUAAGUUUUGCAAUUUCUCUGAUUUUGGCACAGAUAUGGAACCGUUGGAUAAUAUCAACAUGGAUGCACAGGAGCAUGGUGACCCAGAGUACGGUUGGUCAGCAAGAAGGAAAGCAGCACAUCACAAACUGAAAGAAAGGGAAUCACGCAAACUGAUGGAGAGUCGCUUUAGUAUAUUGGAGAGCACAGUUUUCAAUAACAAGAAGGCCCCAAAGGGGGCCAUUCUCGUUAAGGCCAUUAACGUGAUCAGUGACUUGGAUAUGCAAUCAGAUAAACUCUCCGUGGAAAAGGAACUACUAAUGAAAAAGCAAAAUGAAUUGCUGGAGGAAAUUUCACAUCUCUGCCAUCCGAGGCCUGAGCUUAUUCAGGACCAUCUGGAGGAUGAACAAUUCAUUGGUGCAAGGGAGAUGUUGGACAUACAAGCCUUAACCUUCCAGAAAUCUUCUGAUACUCGGUGGCUUGAAAACAGUGAUCGUUCUGAAGAUUCACUCAUGAAAGAUGGCAUGGUUUCAAUGAUGUCAGAAGGGCAGAGUGAUGAAGGAGUUAAAUGGGAGCAAGAUGAAAUGAAGGUCAGCAGCCUGGAUACUAUCAAGAUGGCAGGAAACCUCAAAGAGGAUUUCCAGGAGCUUGUGAAUACUGAUGAUUUUGACCUCUCUACAAUAAGAAGAAAGUCUUGUAAUGGUAAAGAUGAAGACACUUUCUUCACUGCGGGGAAAGAAUCGUCUUUUGGAAGUUCUGAUUUUGGCAGUCAUUCAGAUUUCGACUUAAAUAUGGAUGAAAUAAACGAAAUUGAUGUGGAAAUAAUGACGCAUUCAGAGAGUGAAAUUAUGGAUUUUGAGAUGGAGGAUGGGGAAAUAAAUGACGGAUCCUCGUCGUCUGAGAAAUUAUGUGCCCCACUCAGGUAUGCUGAGGUGAACCAUUCAGCUGAAUUAGCUGACUGCCCACACCGCGAUUUGGACUUCGAACCUUUUGGCAUCUCUGGUCUCUAUGCUGCAGAAGUGAAUUUACUUGGGAGCCACAGUGCAUCUGAGCUGCGGACGUUUAAGAAGAGUAAAAAGAAUCCACUGCUGCAUUCUCUGAGGGAGCGGGAAUGGCGCAAACUGAUGCGGAAACGUUUCAACAAGUUGCGGACGCUGCUGUUUGAGGAUGAGAGGAUUUCUAAGCGAGCCAUCCUUGACGAGGGCGUCAAUGAAAUUGUGAAAUUGUGUCAACAAAGCCAAAAACUCUGCUUGGAGAAGAAGCUGCUAAUGAAAAAACACAAGGCGUUAUUAAAAAUAAUAUCAGUCCUUUCAGCAGAGAAGAAACUUAAGAAUGAGAAAAGUGGUGAGAAGAAUAGUGAGGAUUAUGAACAUAAUGGUGCCCCUGUUUCAACAGGACAACCUCUGUCAUCUGCUGCAAUGGAGACCAGUGAAGAAUCCACUCUGGUGCCAAUAGCUGGAACUCCUUUUCAUCUUCUCCUUGAGAAAAUUGCCGUUUCCCCUCAAAGCGAAGAGCUUAGAAGAAUCAGUCCCAUUGACCAUCCAGAAGCACCUGGCACAAAGGGACUAAUAUCGAGGAAUGCUAUGGUAUGCCACCAAGAGGAGACGCCUUUAACGUUCUCAGAAGAUUAUUUGCAUGCUUCACCAUCAUCUCAAUUGAGCAAGAUACUACAGAGGCAAAGUAAAAAAUCAGGCCAAGUCCAUGAUACAUUGUCAAGAGUAUUAGAUGUAGCAUCAAGAAACCUUACGACUGUGAAGGAUGAAAAAGAACAUGUGAACGCAUUGAGCCAGAAAUUCAAACUAACAUCAGACCUGUUGCCAUUCAAUGGAGGUCAACUUGAAAAGCCAGCACAAGAGGCUCUCUUUUGGUCAAAGUCAACAAGCAAUAACAGUUCUAUAGCGACUCUAGGGAAAGGUCAAACCGAUUCUAGGUCAGCAGUACAAGGGAAACUGCAGGUUAUCAGAUCAACAAAGGGCCAGAAUAUCCUACAGAAACUGGCCAAGAAAGUGCAGGAGGCUGGAAUAAAACCAUGGACAUGGAAAUCAAAACGAGAAGAUUCGGAGAACGUCCCGCAAACAUUGUUUGACAGUGCCAGCAAGUCGAUCCAGUGUUUCCAGAAGGCUUCCGUUGCCUCUGUCGAUGAAUCUCCCCUCACCCCAUGUGUCUACACGGAUAUGACCGAUGCGGACGGUAAAAACUUGCAUAGACUUCUGCCAGACCAAAUAUUGGAGCCGGGUCCAGCCCUGAAUAGAGGGGAGCUGGGGCAAAUGGACCUGGAUUCGGCCUCCUCCAGUGACUCUACCACAGGAGAACAUGCAGUCAAAGAGCCCAAAAUAUUUAUAUCUUCCGUAGAUAUUCAUUCUGCCAAUGAAGCAAAUGCAAAUGGAGGUUACUUGUACCUGGACUCCGCACAGUAGUGAGAAGGGUUCCUUAAUUGAGUAGCUCUGACUGUAACUAAUGUUGCUGGCUCUUCUCUUUCACUUGCACGCCUGUGCCGAAGAUUUCUCCAUGCCUUAAUGGAAGACUGGCCAGAAAGGUUGAGCUUUGUUUUGGGAUAGAUGAGCUGUGACUCGGAUUGGGCUCGCCUGAGGCAAGCUUCUGGAACAUAACAGCAAGGGCUGCACCCUGUGCUAAUGUUAGAUUUGACUCUUAUGUUUACACACGGCCUUUUAAAGCUGUUCGAGAAAGUCUUGCUCUGCUGCUUUUGUGACUGAACAAAGGCCAAGUUCACUUCUCUUUCUCCUUAUUCUGCCCUCAUCAAGGUUACUGUCUUUCCAGCAGGAAGAAUGUAAUCGGAGGGGUGUAGCCCUAGGAGCGGUUAGAACUGCAAGCUGCACAGCUGUUAACCUGGUUGCAAUAUUAGCAUUUGCACAAUAAGGUGAUUGUGGGAUGUAACUGAGAGCUGUGGAGUCAACCCAGAGUGAAAGUGGAAUGAUCUAUGUGAAGAAUGCACCCCCAAAGUUAAACUCCUGCAGAAUUUUGUAUUUAUGGAGAUACCAAUAGUAAAAACACACCACUCCGUCCCGCCACAUCCCAUCUAGAUUAUUAGUUGCCGAUUAUUUAAUGUGCAAAAGUAAAUCAUAAGAAUGUUUUAAAUGUGACCAAGUGGGCCCUAAGUCAACAGGUUAUUGAGGGUCUGUAGGAAUGGGAUCAUUUUGCAAGUUAAACUCUUGAUUUCUGAAGACUGGGGUCCCCAUUGUUCAUGUUUGCUGUGCGUAAACUAGUCGGGCAGGGACGAUAUCUUUAUAGUAUAAAGUGCAUUCCCUUGUAGAGAGUUAAUUUUAUACUAGCAUACAGGCUUGGGUCUUUAACAUGAUCGUAUAUGGAGCACAUUGCACAAAAACCUUCUCGCAAGAGUAUCCUUCUCCUUGUGCAGCUGUUACUUUUGUACAGCACUUAGCAAUUGUCAUUGACAUUUUUUUGAAUGUUCCAGAAUCUUACACUAAAGCUAAAAUGGCUGAGAGGAUAUCUUGCUUUUUGCAAAGUAGCUACUUAUGGGUACACUUUAAGUUAAAACGGUUAUAAAGUUUUCAUAGUUGUUAUUCAGGCCUGUCGCUCCCCGAAGAACUCUCCAUUGGGGUAACUUGACUAAGAUGAGUCAUUUUACUGUAAUUCCAAGUGUGAGGAUCUGCAGUGAUUUCCUUUUUGUGGUCCCAGCACUGGUUAUUUACAGUUCCCCAGCCGAGAACUAGUACGGGUCCUGUUUCCACGUUCUGAACGAACCGAUCAUGGCAUAGAUUCCCAAACACAGUAGUCUAGGUGAUCCUUGGGACUAUUCGGUGUCAUUAUGUAUUAAUGAACCAAGUUGGGCCCUGUGGUCGGCCAGUGUGAAUAAUGCUGCGAGUCUUUUAUCCACUCCAUCUUCUGUAGGAACCAGCAGGUCACUUGUGGUAUCUCUGCUGAUGAAUUGGACACUGCUCUCUGAAUGUGGAUUUCAGAUUUACAAACUUUUCACAUGGGUACAAGAUCCAUAGAGCUGGGAUAUUUGAGGAAUUGUAGUUUAGUGCAGAGACUUGGACCAUGGACAACCAUUUUGCUAACCAAUAGUUGGGUUGAGGUUAUGAUGUCCCUGUAUGUGCUUCUAUUUCUAGUGGUCCAGCACGUAUGUAUGUAACUCAGAAUUCGGUUCAAUUUGUACCACAGCGCCAGGUGUUGGUUUAGCGUUUGAGGGUCACGCGGUUUACAACGGUCUGUUUUAACACCGUUACCUCAGUGAUGGACGAAUCCUAAAUGCGAACACAAAAAAUGGGUUGAAAAAAGUUACCCAAAUGAUGGCAAACUGGAUUUAUUCCUUGUACAUGUUCCUUAUGAUCCCGGCUUAAAAUGUGGAGCCCAGAAAAAUCCAUUGGAACAUCUUUUGGUUAUGAUUGCUAGUUUCUGUAAUUUGGAAGAACUCCACUCCUUUAUCUUGCAUGAUUAUGGGGGCUAGGUGGACGAAAUUGGUCUGAUGUAACGUUUGAGUAUAUUCCUUGUGAAAGAAAGAUUUCUGGAAGUGGUGAACAGGUGACAAUACUUAUGCACAUUUUCAGUACUGUAACUGUUUCCCAAUGCUGCAUGUCAGGCACAUCUUGCCACAAUGGAUUUGAAGGGCCACCAAUGUUCUACCUCCUCAUAAUCUGACCUUGCACUGCCAUGGGGAAAUAUCCUCGGACAUCUUUUUUGUCCUGUUGCCCUCUUGAUCUGCUUAUAUUUUAUUUUCUGUGUGCACAGCCAUCUCUGGCAUUUGUUGUUUCACAUUUUGUUUGAAUGCUUUUUGAAAUUGCCAGCCCAAUGUAACAGUGCUUUGAAGUUCACGACAUGGCACAGUUGUGUAUCAUGCUAGACUUAACAAAAACAGGCUGUGUACAGUUUCUAAAAUUCCGUUGUAUAUUAUAGCUAAUCAUCAGUCUGAGGAAGGGUCUCUACCCGAAACAUCCCCAUUCCUUCUCUCCAUAGAUGCUGCCUCACCCGCUGAGUUUCUCCCGCAUUUUUGUCUAAGAUUUUUCCAGCAUCUGCAGUUCCUUCUUAAACUAAUCAUCAGAUAUGAUCAUUGCUGCAGAAAAAGUGGGACUGGCAGAAUUCAUCUACUUGGGUGGGAUUAGUACAUUGCAGAUGCUGCACUAAAUAUAUCUACCACACUACUGUUUAAAUGCUAGUCACCAUAAUCUCUCCGGUUGAAUGUGAACUACACUAAGAAUUAGUCGUCAAUAAUAGAUUGAAGUUUAGUUUUCGCUUCCAUUGUUUGACCAGGAACUGAAUCAAUAGGAUUUUGUCAGGCUAGAAAGUAUCGCGUUUUAAAGUAGAAAGUAGACUUAAAUUUAACAACAUCUACUAAUUUACUGGCCAACUUGUGCCAAGUCAUCUGAACCAUUACUAGCUGUUUAUA